CACUCCCCCUGCAGUAAGCUGCAGAAUGGGACGCUCUUGUUCCAAAGCCAGCCGGCAGCUGUCACAUAGCAGAGGCAGCAAGCAGCCUGAGCAAAGAGUGAACCUACUCUGUCAUUUAGGAUGACUCACAGGGAAUUGGCAUCAAUCCCUCUUUUGCUUGUAGUGGACGGAGCACAACCAAAAAGCUACACUGGAUCAGAUCAAGGGGAAAGCGGCAAGAUUGAUGACAAAAAACAGAAACUGAAAUAGCUACACAUCCCCCUCCUGGGAAGGUCUGGAUGGCAGAACCACUGUGUAAUGCUGCUGUAAGGAAAUGUAAAUUGGUGUGGCAGACCACCAUCUUCAGCCACAUCAGAGCAACUAAGAUGUGCUGUUAUCAAGAUCUAAACCACAUCAAGCAAAGCAGACAUGAUCCAGAAACUAUGCCCCAGACGCCAAUAUUUUCCAGCAUGCUUGGUUCCGGAUGUAGUGGGCAGGUGCAGCCAGACAUGGGAGAAAGGAGCGGCGAUCCUGUUUUUCAGGAUGGGAAUCUUGUAUCUGGAUCACUGGAGGCCCUGAUUGAGCGUCUGGUACCCACCACAGACUAUUAUCCAGAUAGGACAUAUAUCUUCACCUUCCUACUGAGUUCCCGAGUCUUCAUUCACCCCCAUGAGCUCCUAGCUAAAGUGGGGCAAAUUUGCCUUAAACAGAAACAGCAACUGGAGUCUGGAGUCGAGGCAGACAAGGCAAAGCUCAAGUCCUUUGCUGCCAAGAUCAUCCAGCUCUUGAAGGAAUGGACUGAAACGUUCCCUUAUGACUUCCAGGAUGAGAAAUCUAUGAAAGAGCUAAAGGAAAUUGCUCACAGAAUCACACAGUGUGAUGAGGAAAAUGGAACUGUCAAGAAGAUCAUUAGCCAGAUGACACAGAAUCUGCUGAUGGCCCUUGCUGCACGCAAUCAGUACCAGGAGAUCCGAGAAAAGUUUCGACAACCCGUGACCGACAAAGGCACAAUCCUGAAAACUAAGCCUCAGUCAUCACAGAAGGAUAUACUGAGUGUUUGUUGUGACCCAUUGGUCCUUGCACAGCAGCUAACACACAUUGAACUGGAAAGAGUGAGCAACAUUUACCCUGAGGACCUCAUGCAAAUUGUCAGCCAUAUGGAUUCCCUGGAUAAUCACAAGUGCCGAGGUGAUGUUACCAAGACCUACAAUCUGGAGGCCUAUGACAACUGGUUUAAUUGCCUCAGCAUGUUGGUGGCUACAGAGAUUUGUAAGGUUGUGAAGAAAAAGCAACGAACAAGAAUAGUGGAAUUUUUUAUUGAUGUGGCAAGAGAGUGCUUCAACAUUGGAAACUUUAAUUCAAUGAUGGCCAUUAUCUCGGGUAUGAACUUGAGCCCUGUGUCACGACUAAAGAAGACCUGGUCCAAAGUCAAAACAGCCAAAUUUGAUGUUUUAGAGCAUCACAUGGACCCAUCCAGCAACUUUUGUAAUUAUCGAACAGCCCUUCAAGGAGCAGCACAGAGAUCCCAGAUGGCACACAGCAGCCGGGAGAAAAUAGUCAUCCCAGUUUUCAACCUUUUCAUUAAAGAUAUCUACUUUCUGCACAAAAUACACACCAAUCACUUGCCAAAUGGACAGAUAAACUUCAAGAAAUUCUGGGAAAUUUCAAGACAAAUCCAUGACUUCGUGACAUGGAAGCAGGUUGAGUGUCCUUUUGAGAAGGACAAAAAAAUUCAGAGUUAUCUGCUCACAGCACCUAUUUAUAGUGAGGAAGCUUUGUUUAUUGCAUCAUUUGAAAGUGAAGGUCCAGAAAAUCAUAUGGAAAAGGAUAGCUGGAAGACACUCAGGACAACUUUACUCAACAGAGCCUGAGGUUUUGGACUUUUGCUUCAGAUUCUAAAGCACACACUGAGAACAUUGUUUUUAAAUCCUGAAUGACUUGGUUUGAGAAAAAGGCCUCACUGGCUGGGGUCUGUUUUGUAUGUACAAUACCUUUUAUGAAUUACAACAGGAAAAAAUGUGCUAAAUAUAAAUAUUUCACAUCAAGGCACUUAUAAAAGAAGGAUUUUGUUUUUUAUCUAUUAAAAAGAAUCAAGGGCAGGGCCCUAUUCUCAGAGAUGAAAUGGAUUGUGGGGGGUGGUAACCAUGGUGAUGUCUUAUUCUAAUGACAUCCAGAUCUUUAUUUUCAUGUUUGAUUACUUCCGCCUAAUACACGCACACUCUCAGAUGGACGGAAUACAUGUACAGAUUCAGUGCUCCACUAUGCCUUGAUCUGGCCAACACUUCUUGAAAAUGAAUUUUUCAUUACGCGGACUGAUACCUUGGAAAUCAGUAAGACUUCCACAGCCCUAAAGAGUUACAAGAUCGUUUUCCAGGAUUAGCUUAGUUGGUCUUCACUAUUUCACUAACAAUGGUGUAGCGCAGAGCCCUAUUUGGAACCACGUUUGGGUCAUCUGAUAUUUUGAAGAGCUUUCUUCUCCUGUUCCCUCAUUGCCCACAGAAGAGGGGAUGAAAACCAGCUUCCCAGCCACACUUUCAAGUACCACUCAUUGUCUCCUUGUUGCAUCUGAUGAAAUAGGCUUUUGUCUGUGAAAUCACUUCACAAUCAAUUUGUUUGUCUUCAAGAUAACACAGGAUUCUUUCUGGAUUUUGUGGCAAUGUAUUUCACACUUCUAAUUUUCUAGAAUUUAUCAGCAUUGUUCUGGGUAUCCCACAUGUUUUUUUAAUGCUGCCAUUCUUGCCUCAUAGGCUCAUUUGUGCUCUUAGGCCCAGUUUAUACAGUCAGUCAAAAUAAUCUAGUGGUAAAGCUUGCCUGGAGUAUGCCACUGUUGGUAAUGUGGGUUGACAGUGGUUGCACAUUUGAAUGAUGUUCACAUAGAAAUGUCAUAGAGAAGGCUUGGUCGAUUCUUUAAUUCCAAUAUGCCAACGUUCUACAUGCAACAAGUUUAUAUUUAUGGAAAGCAUUUGAACACACAACCCUAUCGCCUGUGAUACUACAGAGAUACUGUCCUAAUCAAGCUUUACCAUUUCAUUUUGUCAGUGGUCUGAACUGAUCCUAAGCUGCAAGAAAACAGUGUGGGAGCCCACAGUUCAGCACAGGGACUCCCUGUCUCCUUAAGUCUGGCCUUAAACCACUGCAGCAGCAAGACUGCUCCCCUCUUACAUCAAAGAAUAGUGCCUUACAAGGUACUGAAAUUGUUUAGUGUACCUUCUUCUACAAUUCUGGGUUGGAAGUAAGUGAAAUAAAAAUAUGGAUGUCUUCUAAAAACCAGCUUCAGCUUUGUAAAUAAACUGGACGAUAUGGCACAUGAACUAGAGUAUACCUGUCUGUAUAACAAUGGUGCAGCACAACUUAUUUUUGUUACAAGGUUUGACAAGGUAAAAUGGGAUAAUUUCUAGGUCUUUCGUCUCUCCUCCUCCCGUACCCCACUUUUACUAGUUCUGAGAACUCUUUAGUUUACAUUUGCAUUUUAUUUAUCAGGGAUUUUUAGGCAGUGUGGACACCAAGAUGUCCAAUCAUCAGCAGAAAAUUAACCAGCUAUGUUGUGGCAACAUUUACAAACUAGCCUCUGGCUGUACUGAAAUUAGUUGGAGGAUAUCAGUUAUAGUAUCAGGACAGAAACUGAAAGGUGGAAUUUUAAAAGAAACCUCACUGACAAGAAGAGUUCAAAGUUCAGGCUAGCUGUUAAAACAUCAUACAGAUAGGCUCAAGGGAAUUUGCUGCCUUGCUGUUUGACUCCCAUUAAUUGACCACCAGCCAUAUGAUAAUAGCAAUUUCUCCAAAGCAGGUUACUAAGUAAUAACUACAGUUAUAAAGUCAAUAAUAUUAUUAUUGAUGAGCAACUCCUGCUAAAGUUUUGGACCACCUUGUGAUAUAAUUAUUGGGAUGAAAGGAGUUUUCAGAUAUUAACUAGGCAAUUCACCACAUUCUGUUACAAUUACAGUUGUACAAUCCACAAUUUCAAAUGUAUGAAUAUUUCAAAAUCUUCCUUGUUAACUUAUUCCAUUGCUUUGAAAUGUGUUUUCUAAUUAUUACGAACCUUGUUUUUUGCAGUCAUGUUUCUUGCAAUUUAAAUUCUUCAUUUCUCAUAACUGUACUAUUUUCCCCAUUGGCUCAUUAUAGGUGGCCCUCAUUAUCCGCAGAAUCCAUAUCUGGUGGUUUCACAUAUCUGUGAUUAGGUCUUAGAGACCUAGUUUCAUUAUCCAUGGUUAGAUAAAUACGCAAAAUUCACCUAUCCAUAGUUUUGAGAGAGUGGAAAUGACUUCUGAUGUCAUUUCUGGCUUCCAUUUUCUAACAGAGAGACAUUUUGUGGCAUAUAUCAGAAAGCCCAUGAAUAAUGAGGGCCACCUCUACUUAGAAAAACUUUGAUCUGUUCACACAUGCAUGGCACAUCAUUUGACUGCUCAAGUGAUAACUGAAUGUGUGAAAUGCCUAGAUCAAAAAGUAUUGCAUUUAAGGUUCUAAUUCACACAUGCAAUAAUCACUUGAUGAUUCAGUUUUCAGGUGAUGAACAUGCAAAUAGUAACCAGUCCAUAAUAGCAGAACCACCCAUUUAGAGCAAAAGAACUGGAGGGCCCAGCAUUAGUUGAAGCUAUUUUUAAAGGAUUAAACUACAUCAUAGAAGAUGAUGAAACAAUCUUUGCAGAUCACAGUUAGGAGCAUACUCUAAAACCAAUGAAGCUAGUCCAUUUUAACUUCUUUUUUAUUUGAAUGUAUGACUAAUUCACUGAUAAUAUUAGGUUUCAGGUUUCUCACUUUACUGCUGAACUUCCUAAUCGAUUUAAUAAAUAAUUUAUUUAUUUCCUAAAUAAAUUAGGAAAUUAAAAGACUUAAACACUGAGCACUAGAUUUAAAAUGAUGAUUGGUUUAAUUAAGUGACAAUUAUAUAUUAUCAUACACAAUUACAUUCCUAAAGACAAUGAAACCAAGGCCCAAUAGCGCCCCAUUCAUGAAAUGUCAUAUUUGCAAGUUUGUCAAUUAGAUAAUACAUAAAAAUAUGUAUACCUAAAAAAAAGGUAGUGUGAAGAGGCCUUAUCGAUUCGUUUGCAUCCCUGUUUUCUAAUUAAAACAUAAUUAUGUGGUAAGAUGCCUAUCCAUCUUAUUGAAAUCAAAUCAAUCUUUAUUACGAUCACAGACCAGCAUAAAGUAUAAGGGUAAUUAAAAGUUAAAAGUGAGAAUAGAUAAAAAGUGAUUACAUAUAAAAUGGUACAUAUUAGUACUAAAAGAGCUAAAAAGACUAAAAAUAGUAGAUAACACCAGAAGCAUGCAGGCCUAAAAGCCUAAGAAAUAGUAAAAGUCAUAAAAAUGCAUAAAAGGCAUAAAGGCAGGGUGUGUGUGUGUGGGGGGGGGGUCUUAUUGAAAAAUGAGCAUGCUUUGCCAAAGCAUUUUGCUAUCACCGCUAAAAACUGUCAGGGAACAAGGCAAAACAAAUAAACUAGGCAGAAGCAAUGGAAUCAAUUUAUACAAGUUGAAAGAGGAAGCAAAAAUACUAUGUAUUAGAAGAAAGACAGCCCCACAAAGACAGACCGAGAAUUAGUGGCUUUGUUUAUUUGUGAUCUGCUGCUAUUUUUUCUGUGCUGAAGUAUUGAUUUUUCAGCCCUGGAGUUAGAGAAUAUUUAUACUGUAUUACUACAGUGGUUUUUUUGCACUUUCAGAGGUGUCCUAGCUAGCAACAUUGUCAAACACUAUGAAAGGGGUCGUAUAAUUGGUUUUGUUAAUGUAUUUGAAAUUUACAGAGGGAUGUUUUAAAUUUGAGAUAUAGAUAUAGAUAUAGAUAUAUAUUUGAGAUGCAAUUCUGGAACACUUUUUGUGUAUGCAUAUUUAAGAAGAAGAAAAAAGCUUUCACAUGAAUGUGCACUCCAGUGGUCAAUUGGUUCUAGUAUAUACUUGAAAUAAGUGCCAUUUCUACAUGGCGUUCCAUUAUUAUUUUCUUUUCCUUUGGUUUGAUACAUUCUUUCAACAUCUGUGUUUUGUUAUUCGGAGCUAAAUUGCUACAUAUAAAGCUGUACCAUAAAGCAGGAUAUUCUGUGUUUGACUCGAUGUGCUUGCGUUAAUAAAAACAAAGUUGCUUCAA
This is a messenger RNA of Hemicordylus capensis (graceful crag lizard), 6052 nucleotides long. It is a transcript of the gene RASGEF1A, whose product is annotated as RasGEF domain family member 1A. The transcript has 15 exons. Gene Ontology annotation, molecular function: guanyl-nucleotide exchange factor activity. Lineage: Eukaryota; Metazoa; Chordata; Lepidosauria; Squamata; Cordylidae. The record is from RefSeq and is a predicted model, not a curated record. Gene Ontology annotation, biological process: positive regulation of GTPase activity; Ras protein signal transduction. Gene Ontology annotation, cellular component: plasma membrane. Bases 279 to 1850 code for a protein of 523 amino acids.